AUGGCGACCCGACCAGCGCAGGCAGAAGACCCGACUCACCCAUCCAUUCCCGGCCUCAUUGCUCCCUCCUCCGGCCACUCUCCCUUUGCCCGCCUCCCGCUCCCAGCCUCCUUCUCCGCUUUCUCUUCGACCUCUGAUCCGCUCGCGUCGUCCUCGCCUUACGUCACCGACCAGCCUCGAUCAGCCCUGAACCAGGCUUUCGGCGGAGGAUCGUAUGUCCCGCCGUCUGAGCGAGGGAGGGUGAACCCUGCGACGGUGCAGGCCAGUAGCAGUGCUGCUGGAGCGAAAGGGAAGGAGCCGGCGCAGGGAGAUCCGCGGGGACAGACACUCGAGGAGAUGUACUCGGCGCCGGAGAACACGCUCGAGAUCGAAGUCCGCGAUCCGAGGACGCAGGAGUUCGGCCGCAAGAUGUUCACCGACUACGAGAUCAUCUGCCGAACGAAUAUUCCCGCCUUCCGCGUCCGCUACUCGUCCGUCCGCCGACGAUACUCGGAUUUUGAGGCGUUCCGCGACAUCCUCGAGCGCGAGUCGCAGCGAGUCAACAUUCCGCCAUUGCCGGGCAAGGUAUUCAGCGGGAGUCGCUUCUCCGACGAGGUCAUCGAGCAGCGCCGGGAAGGUCUCGAGCGGUUCUUGCAGAUUGUCGCGGGCCACCCGCUACUUCAGACAGGCUCAAAAGUCCUCUGCGCUUUCUUGCAGGACCCGAGCUGGAACCCCGCCAACUACUGA
This is a messenger RNA of Rhodotorula toruloides NP11, 726 nucleotides long. RefSeq names its product sorting nexin-3. Gene Ontology annotation, molecular function: phosphatidylinositol-3-phosphate binding. NCBI's taxonomy places the organism in Eukaryota, Fungi, Basidiomycota, Microbotryomycetes, Sporidiobolales, Sporidiobolaceae. The record is from RefSeq and is a predicted model, not a curated record. The coding region runs from base 1 to 726 and encodes 241 amino acids. Gene Ontology annotation, biological process: endocytic recycling; late endosome to Golgi transport. The transcript has 5 exons. Gene Ontology annotation, cellular component: early endosome membrane; retromer complex.